AGCUUAUCAAUUUAGCGCGAUAAUAUUCCCUCCCUGGAGAGUCUUUCCGUUCAUCCGAUUGAAGCUUUCGUCUUGUUCGCUUUGUAUUGGUUUGAACUCCGUUUAUGUACUCCCGCUCGAAGCAACGUGCUCGACGCCGGCUGUGCUAGUAUAUUUGUGCUUCCACUUAACUCACGAGGAGGACUCGUAUCAGUUCGCGGGGGUUUGUGGUGGUAUUUGUGCGAGCGCGAAUGGACGCGCGAAUAACUCUACAUAUAAGAACGGGGGAAGCACGCCGCGAGCCCAUAGUCCAGUGCCGGCCGCGAAUGAAUCCAGACCGUGGAGUCGUGUGAAUCACUUGAAACAAAAAAAGCGGCAAGAAAGCGCAAAGAAACGAGCAAACGAGUUCGAGUGAUAUAACGCCGGCCACAGGAAGAAAAGCACAAGGAAGAUUCGUAAUUUUAGUAUUUUCCCCUCGUUUUGUUACACGAUUAUCGUAACGUGAAACGCGACCUGGAAAAACCGCCCGCGUUCUACUGUGUAGAAAAUUGUGGAAAGGAUUCUCGCAACGCAAGGUUGCGCAAUUUUUUGCAAUUGAUUGAUCCUUUAAUUGCUCGCUCUAAAGAGAAAGUUAUCGCCCAUCAGUUUAGGAAAAUUGUAAGUCAGUGUGCCCGGAAAAGGACGAAAAAAAAAAUCACAAAAUCUAGUUCAAAAUGAAGGAUAUCAUCGCCAGCAGGAACCUCAUCAGUAUGGAUACUAUCUACAAGGACGUUGUUAUUAUUGGAAAUGGACCCAGCGGCAUAUCGCUGUCGUACAUGCUGGCCGGCAAUUGGCCAUAUUGGUCACCGGACCAGAUUCAGAACCAUCCGGACGAGCUGCUGCGGGCGCGACUCAACUACUACGACUCGCAAAAGUCCCUGGUCGAGCACGACCUGUUCAGCCUGGCCGACGGUCUCGAGGGACGCAGCACGAAUCCGGUGUCGCUGCUGCUGGACAGUCUACAGCACCCCUGCGCAGACCUUGGCAUGGAGCUACCGUGCAUGGUGGAGUACAAGCACCAUCCGGAGAAGGAAAUCGACCACCUCGUCCUUGGUCGAGGGCCGCCGGGUGGUUCCUGGCACCGGAUGGACCCGAACCUGCGCACCCUAUCGCUAGCGGCGUGGAUGUCCCUGCCGGGCCUCCCCUUCGCCGACUGGGAGCGAACCCACCCGCCGACGGUUGACCCGUCGCCGGCGGUAGAUCCCGCCGCCCCAAGCAAUAACAACCACCUCCACCAUCACCACAACCAAAACCCGUACCUGCCGCCGUCGGACGGAGGAGUGAAGAUCCUCAAAACAAAUAAUCAACAUGGUGCUAGCAUUAAUCACAGUAGAAAGAUACUUAUCGGUAGUAGCGUUAGUUCUAGUGGUAAUUUUAACGAACCGUCGCCGUGCGCUCGGUGUAGCGAACUCAAACGGCAGCAGAACCCACGGCAAGUGUCCUUAACGCAGUGCAACCGGUGCCGGCAGAACCAACAGCAGCAGACCAUCGCGUACGAGGACCCGAACGGGAAGGUCAGCGUCAAGUUGUACCCGCCGAGGAGGAAUCUCGCGCUGAAGCGGCAACUUUCGAAGGAGGUCGAAACGAGGGCGUUGAUUUCGCGCGUCGCCCAGUACUACGAGAGCUACGUGGACGAGAUGGGCCUCGGGAAGUUCUUCAUGAACGAUACCAUCGUGACGACGGUGCUGCCGCUGGACUUUUCGCACGUUAGCGGGCCGAUUCCGGAGCGGUUGCGCGGGGGACGGUGGAUUGUGUCGGGCUUCGACCGCCACACCUCCAAGCAAUUCACCGUGGUCUGCAAGAACCUGGUGAUGGCCAACGGCGCCUCGGACCUCGCGAACCGCCUCGGCGUUAAGGGUGAAGGCCUCGAGAUGCCCUGGGUCAAGUACGAGCUGCCCCAUCUGGAGCGGGCGCUGGAAAGCUGCGACGAAGAGGCCCGCUCAAGGUUGAAACCGGUGCUGAUCGUGGGAGCGGGACUGAGUGCGGCCGACGCCGUUACGAUCUGCCGCUCUUCGGGCAUUCCGGUGGUACAUGUUUAUCGCAAUAGAACGGCGGGGCUGGACAAGAUGCUGCCGGGGAACGUCUAUCCUGAGUACCACGAGGUGCACAAGAUGAUGAAGGACGCCGGGAGGAGGUUCGAGCUGUACCAGGCGUUGCCGGAGCACACGAUUGCGGAUUUGACGCAGGGACCGAAUGGCUCGCAUCGAGUUACGGUUCAGCAGCUGAAGACGGGAGAGCGGCGCGAGAUUGAGGUUUCGUUUUGUGCGAUUUUGAUCGGAUCGAGGCCGGACUUGCGGUUCUUGUCCGCAGGGGUGGUGACGUCCGCCGGCGGACUACAACAGCAGGUUAGUCAGGAGCAGGUUGGGAAGGGUGGCGUCGAUGUGGAGGUGUGCGAGAACCGGGGCAUUCAACCGGUGGCGAUCUGGUCGUUGACCGAGCAGUUGCUGUCGUCCCGGCUGGGCCGAAAGUUGUUCUGGCUGAAGAACAUUUGUGCCAAGUGUCGUCACCUUAAUGUGUGUGAUCGGGCGCGGUACAAGCACUACCAGCAAACCGGGACCGGCGGCCUCAAGCCGCAGGGUUGCAAUCAUUACGCGGGGUUGUUCGGCAAGAGUUGCGAGUGCACGCUGCCAACGGCGACGCCGGUUUCGGCCAUCGCGGACCAUCAGUCUGCCACGGGGUUGGGGCUGGGUGAAGACCCGGCCAAGCCGAUCGACUGCAAGAACAACCCGAUUGACGUGGACAAGUACACGAACGCGGUGCUGCGCUCGCCCCACAAGGGCCUGUACGCAAUGGGACCGCUGGUGGGCGACAACUUUGUCCGGUUUAUCCCCGGUGGAGCGUUGAGCAUUACGUCCGCGCUGCACAAGCUGCUCACCGAGAACGAUUGAUCGGGCUCGGAGAGCAGCGGCGGCGGCGGCGGCAGGACGGUACGUUUGUUCUUUGUUUGAGACACGUGGGAAAACGCCUGCGAAGGGACACGUGUCGAAUGUUUAGUAUUGGUUGGCAUUCACUUCUCGGAGCGACGAGAAGGGGCCGAAAGUUUUGGAUCGUCGGAAGCAAUACAAAAGCAUCGUUUUUGACAGUUUGCUUGAGAUGAUUCGUUGGAGUUGAUCAACAAAUUUCAAUAUCCAAGGAGGCAUUGAAAUUUGCUCAAGUCCACGUGAUCAACGCGAGCACGUUGUCAAAACAGUUGGUUUUGCUCGGCGAUCGGAAGAUUGUGUUACGAAGCGUUACUCCGGCAAAGGGCGAGCUUUUGCAACCCAUCACCAGAGGCGCUGAUCUCUUUUACUCGAGACACAAACCAACAAGAGCGUUUUGUGCGUGCCGUAACGAAACGUAACGAAGAAAUUAAUACUUUGAAAUUUGGUAGAUAUUUGGAUGUUUUCAUAUAUUUUAUAGUUUUAUUUUAUAUAAUAAAGUUAGCUUCUAAUUCACCCCUUAACUAUACAUACCUUGUUAUGUUUUUGUUUAAUCUCUUUAUGCCAAAUGACUUACCUUUUUGGACAAACCUUUUAAUUUUGCUCUAGCUUUUAACAUUCCUGUAUUAAUACGCCCGUUCCAGAACAAAGAAUCCCACAAAAAAUACCGUUUGUUGUUCCUUACUGACUAGUUCUAAGGUUCAGGCCAUCGUCCAAACUUACAACACAAAAAUGUUCUACAAUCCUGUGAUAUUGGGUCGCAGCACGUCGAAAAGAAAAGGUUAUUUAUUUUUCGAUCGAAUCGAAAUUUUGCCAAAAAAAACCAUUCCCCUCGCCCUCGCCAGUUUGACCCACAAAACGUUAACACGAAACACGCCAUUUUUCCGCAAAAACUGUCGAUUUUCGCAACCUUUCCAAAAUAUUCUAAUUGAGAGAGAGAAAAAAAAAAUCAGCUUUAAAUUACUUAAAUCGUUCAGCGUGUGUGAAUAUCGAAAUGUAUUACAGAAAAAAAGAAGUUGAACUAACUCACUUAUGAAAAAAAAAAACAUGUUAAAAAGUGACGAACCCUUAAACUUAAAAACCAACUUUAAACCGAAAUCACAGAGAGACUGAUAGCUCUAAGCUCAGAAGGAGAGAAAGAGAGAGAAAGGGAGAGGUGUGCGCGCGAAAUAUGAACGCGAAAAACUCUGUUUUAACAAAUCUACUAUUCACUCACUCUCUAGUAAAACUCUUCUCUAAUAUCUAUAUUUGUAUUAAAAGUUGUGCAAAAACUCUUUCAAAAACUCGUGUUCUCUAUCAUUCUGUGUGUGCCCGCUCUAUCCUAGGUAGAAUUAUUCGCCUGUAUGACAGGUGACCCGUGUUAAUCUAGUUUUUGCCUUUCAUGGUGUGUUUUCAAAAAAAUACUAAGUAGAAACGUUUUCACCCCUUUUGCGAGUAGCUAACAAAUUUCUAAAGCACAAACACACACACAC
This is a messenger RNA of Culex pipiens pallens (northern house mosquito), 4408 nucleotides long. RefSeq names its product oxidative stress-induced growth inhibitor 1-like. The transcript has 5 exons. Gene Ontology annotation, molecular function: oxidoreductase activity. Bases 693 to 2906 code for a protein of 737 amino acids. The record is from RefSeq and is a predicted model, not a curated record. Lineage: Eukaryota; Metazoa; Arthropoda; Insecta; Diptera; Culicidae.